Messenger RNA from Dicentrarchus labrax (European seabass), 3032 nucleotides. RefSeq names its product tafazzin, phospholipid-lysophospholipid transacylase (gene tafazzin). Gene Ontology annotation, cellular component: mitochondrial membrane. The record is from RefSeq and is a predicted model, not a curated record. Gene Ontology annotation, molecular function: 1-acylglycerophosphocholine O-acyltransferase activity. Gene Ontology annotation, biological process: cardiolipin acyl-chain remodeling; inner mitochondrial membrane organization. Lineage: Eukaryota; Metazoa; Chordata; Actinopteri; Moronidae. The transcript has 10 exons. Bases 141 to 1022 code for a protein of 293 amino acids.
UGUUAUUAUUGGGCUAAAAUGUACGCCCCCUAAAACUACAACACCCACAAUCCAGUGCGCGGGUUGUAGUUCCGGGGUCAGUGACCAUCGUCCAGGAGGAAGGUUGAUGCAUGUGGAUGUAGUGUCUGUGGAGCGCUGCGAUGCCCCUGGAGGUAAAAUGGCCGUUCCCGCAGUGCCCUGCUUUGGCGUGGAGGGUCUCCAGCUCACUGAUCAUGGGCAUGGUGGGCUCCUACUCCUACUUCUGGACCAGUAAGUUGGAGCAUCUGUACAAAGACACCGUAAAACCAGCGAGAACAUUCUCAGUUGCAAACCAGACUAAAUUUUCAAUCUCUCAAUUUCCAGAGUACAUGAACUACAUGACGGUCCACAACCACAAGGUUUUGUGGGACCUGAUUGACCGGAGGCCCUCGGACACACCCCUCAUCACUCUGUCCAAUCACCAGUCUUGUAUGGAUGACCCACACAUCUGGGGUGUACUGAAGCUCAGACAUUUGUGGAACUUCAACAAGAUGCGUUGGACUCCUGCAGCAUCUGACAUCUGUUUCACCAGAGAGCUGCACUCUCGAUUCUUCAGCCGGGGAAAGUGUGUGCCCGUCUGCAGAGGUGAUGGUGUUUACCAGAAGGGCAUGGAUUUUAUUCUGGAGAAACUGAACAGAGGAGAAUGGGUGCACAUUUUUCCAGAAGGAAAAGUCAACAUGACAGAAGAAUUUAUACGGUUGAAAUGGGGCGUGGGUCGGCUAAUAUCAGAGUGCUCCCUUAAUCCGAUUAUCCUGCCGCUCUGGCAUGUGGGUUUGAGUGACGUUCUGCCAAAUAUGAAGCCCUACAUUCCCCGGACUGGAAAGAGAAUCACAAUCCUGGUGGGGAAACCGUUCAGUCUCAAGGACCUUGUUGAAUCCCUCCGAGCCGAAGACAAGAGCCAGAUGGAAAUGAGGAAGGCCGUGACUGAUUUCAUCCAGGGGGAGUUCUUGAGCCUGAAAGCCCAAGCCGAGGCCCUCCAUGGUCGGACGCAGACCAUAUCCUGAGUCCCAGCCGUCCAGCUUUUGCCUGUUACACUCCUCACAGCCAACAAGUGAAGAUCCUUUACCCUAAACUCAGGGUAAUACCUUUUAUCACUGGAAGUCCCACACACACACACACACACACACACACACACACACACACACACACACACACACAGGACUGUUAUUGACCUCUUGGUGUCCACUCAUCUUCUCAACUGGAACACCUCCGCAGUGAGAUGCACGUAUGAGUCGAGCUUUUGAACGUUUAAGUGCUGCUUAGGGAUCCUAUCGAGGGCCAUUUCCAUUAAUGUGGAUGCAACACAAAUUAUUAUUUUAAUACAGCAAAUGCAUGAUUUAGUUGCUGGGAGUCAACUGCCACCCAAACCAGCAUAAGCAGCCUGAAAAAUAAAACAGACUAGUGGACGAUUGAGUUACUUGAAUUCAUACCAAUCAAUGCAAUGACCUCUAAGCAGCCAGUCACUGAAUUCUGAUUCAGAAGAGUGAAAGAUUGUGAAUGUUUGUAGCCUCUAGACCAAAUUUCUGCAGUAUGAUUAGUCAUUUAACUGGUACCAUAAACCCAGCCUGGUGUCCUGAUAAUUACUCCCAUAUAGGAUUCAAUGCCUCAUGGUUAACAUGCAGUGCCAAUACAGGAAGUAGUGUAGCAGCGAGGUGCAGCAGACCGGAGUUAGCAGCUUGUCACCGACCUGCAACCUUUUUAUUUACCGUAAACAUGAUCUCCUAACCUUUAAAAUUAUAAUCAUUUCAUUUCAGUCUUGUUGCUCAUUGAACAGCUACUUUUAUAGCACAGGAGAGCAGCUGGUGUAUGUGUUUACAGUGCAGCCAAUCAAUCUCAGGUUGUUUUAAUUAAUCAGCCUCUCUUCUUUCCAUCAUGCCAGAACAGCUGCAACCUGAUUUCAUGCUGUACACAGCACCUGUAGUUUUCCACACAGUAAAAGCACUUACCUUGUUGAGGAGUUGGAGGUGUGCUGCUUUUUUAAAAUCAUCUAAAAAUGACUGUUUCUUUAGUUUUGCUUCACGCUAACCUGGGUGAGAAAUACUUUGUUUCCUUCGGCUGCUUCACAAUAAAAGCCACCUUGUGUUUCACCAGUUGAAUGGUUUUAACGUGAGGCAGCAGUAACAUGUUGGGUCAGCAUUAGCACUGACUUCAUACAGCUCUGAUACGGCUGGAAGAGAGUGAACAGAAUAAAUUACAACCAGUAACAGUGGAUGGCGGACUCCGCCACUAACAAUGAAAGCUUCUAUACAGAGCAGAAUGUAAAUGCAUUGACGGGCUAUUGCAGAAGAAAUGCUGACCAGAAAGAAUAUUUAAAAAAUCAGGUUGGGUUUUAUGAAAAAGUUUAAGUUUAAAGGAUUAAAACUUAAAUGUUUUAGUUCCCUUAACCUAGCCAAACCUUCGCCAUAGCUACAAUCUUUCUCUAACCGUAACCAUAACUAGCAUGCACAGAUAAUGUUGAUGUGAUUUUAAUAAUGUUGGCGCUGGAUGUAAAAGAAGAAAAAGGUGGCAUCCAUCUCAUUUUUAGGAGAACUUAAAUACUGAAUAUUAGUACGCAGUGGAGGGAUAUAGAUUUAUAAUUCGUUCAUCGGGAGGUCUGAACUGUACUGCAUGGUUUACUGCGGACAUUAUAGAGAGGCAUGCAGAGUAAAUGAUCGGUAGGAUAGUAUGAUCGGACUAUCAUAUGAUUUGCUUUUAUUACGUCCAUGCAUAUUGUCCGUAACGUCACCACGAGCCCUGCUCUCUCUGUGUACGCUCUCAGAUCCAUUUAUUAAAACUGUAGAUCAUUUCUUUUCCAGAUGAAGUUUUAAAGUUUUCUGUUGGAUCGGCUCAACCUCUGAAUGCCCCCCCUGCAGAUGUAUAUAACUUAUUAUAUCACAGAGAUCAGCGGCUUUUAUAAGGGAGGUGUGAUCUGUGGUUGUUUUAUAAAUGUACCGCCUUACUGUGAUUGCCACUCUUUCCUACUCUACAGUGUGUGAGUACCAAUAAAGUAUUUGAACUUUUCUUAAAGAAGCCUA